Messenger RNA from Epinephelus fuscoguttatus (brown-marbled grouper), 1351 nucleotides. Its product is annotated as acid-sensing ion channel 1-like. The coding region runs from base 776 to 1351 and encodes 191 amino acids. The transcript is spliced from 2 exons. Gene Ontology annotation, cellular component: membrane. NCBI's taxonomy places the organism in Eukaryota, Metazoa, Chordata, Actinopteri, Perciformes, Serranidae. Gene Ontology annotation, biological process: sodium ion transmembrane transport. The record is from RefSeq and is a predicted model, not a curated record.
CUUCAGUCCGGUCCACCCUCCUCUCCUCUUCCUCUCUCCUCUCAUCUCCCGUCUACAGGCAGACACACACUCACGAGCUGAGGAAAAGCUCACGACUCACCACCGACCAGAAUAACCAAGCGUCUGACUCCUAAACACGUUUUGUGAUUCCUGAGUAGAGAAGAUCUCCAGACUUGACCUGGUAAUCUGCGGAUUGAGAGGGACGUGCGUAAAGCGCCGCCACAGAGGAACUCUUAAUAAAUGAGCUGAAGUGUCAAAAGGAUUUCUCUCUGUGUUUUCGGUCUCCGGGUUUCCUCUGGCUGGCGUGCAGGAAUGAUGCGUGCUUCACUGGACUCGAGCAGCCGAUUCGCAGGCUGAUGAAACACUUUGCCAAUCCUUGUUCUUUGCGUUACUGCAACCCAGCGAGAAACCUGCACAACAUCACUACAUAGUGCAGCGGUGAUGGACCUUCGUUUUGACAUCUUGGUGAUGCACGCUUGUCAGUCACCCUGCUUUUGUGAAAUGCAUCACUUCUGCGCACAAUUCCUGCUCGUGUGACUUUUUCAAAGAGCGGCGGAUGCUCAAAAUGUUUCUCCAUCUGUCUGCAUGAGGGAUGGCGACCAAACCGCGCCAAGUCCAACAGUGUUUAUCUGCACGUUUGCACCUGUCCGGGUGGAUAAUGACAGUUUAUGCCACAGGUGAAUGAAUAUCGGCUCAGUUUCUCUUAACAGCGAGGGGGGUGUUUGAAGCUGUUCUCUGACUCUGGCAUUCAGAUCGAGCUUGUUGCACAGUGACAAUGGAUCUCAAAGUGGAAACCGAAGAAAUGGACACAAAUCAACCGCCGCCCAUAGAAGUUUUUGCGCACAGCUCGACUCUGCACGGAAUCUCGCACAUUUUCACGUACGAGCGGGUCUGCAUCAAACGCUGCCUGUGGGUCGUGUUUUUCUUGGGUUCUCUGACCUUCUUGCUGUACGUGUGCGUGGACAGGAUCCACUUCUACCUCGAGUACCCGCACGUCACCAAACUGGAUGAGGUCGCGACCCCGAUCAUGACGUUCCCCGCGGUCACCUUCUGCAACCUGAACGCGUUCCGCUUCAGCCGGGUGACGCGCAAUGACCUGUACCACGCAGGGGAGCUGCUGGCCCUGCUCAACCAGAGGUAUGAGAUCAGGGACAUACAUCUUGUGGAGGAGAGCGUCCUGGAGAGCCUGAAGGUUAAAGCUGAUUUCCAUAACUUCAAGCCACGACCCUUCAACAUGCGGGAAUUCUACGACCGCACCGGACACGACAUAAAUGACAUGCUGCUCGCCUGCCACUUUCAUGGAACCGAGUGCAGAGCGGAGGACUUCAAAGUGGUGAGUUGUCUCCUGUGA